Ailuropoda melanoleuca (giant panda) is the source of this 2347-nucleotide messenger RNA. It is a transcript of the gene MAP2K5, whose product is annotated as mitogen-activated protein kinase kinase 5. The record is from RefSeq and is a predicted model, not a curated record. The transcript has 22 exons. Gene Ontology annotation, molecular function: protein binding; ATP binding; MAP kinase kinase activity. Gene Ontology annotation, biological process: protein phosphorylation; MAPK cascade. Bases 655 to 2001 code for a protein of 448 amino acids. NCBI's taxonomy places the organism in Eukaryota, Metazoa, Chordata, Mammalia, Carnivora, Ursidae.
GGUGCCGUGCGUUUUGGUUCCGGAGUAACAGUGGCCUCGCCGCGCCUUCCUCCUCCUCUUACCGCCGCAGCUGCCACCGCCGCCGCCGGAACGUUCGGCCUGCGGCGGCCGGGGCUGAGCCCGUGCGCGCCGCGCCCUCUGACUCGGGGUGGGGAACAGGACUCGCUCCCCGACCCUCCCGCGGAAGGCCCUCCUCAGCUUUCGCGUGGUCUGGGGACCCCGGGGCUCCUUCCAAACAGCCCCCGACCGAGUCCCCUUCAGUCGGGGACCCUCCUCUCUCCACUGAGGAGGAGUGGACACCUACCGCUCUGCCUCCCUAAAACAGGGUCGUCUCCUCACACCCACCCAGACGGCAGAGAGCUUCACGAUCCCGUUUCGCCCAGUUUUCCAACUCCAGAACCUUCUGACCUACGUUAGUUCCUACCGGCCCCUGCCUCCUGCCCCGUGCAUGCUCACGGGGAGGCAGCCUAGACCCCAUACACCCUGGGUCUGGCUCGGUGCCUGCGGGCUCCUUCCCGACCACCCCUCCUCUCUUUACUCCCCCUGACCCUCUGUCCUCUUCCGCUCCGUCCCCUUGUCACCUCUUGGAGCCGUCGCUUAACCAGGAUCCAGUGGGUACCUCCUACCCCAGGAUGUGAGCCCCUGUAACCUGUAAUGCUGUGGCUGGCCCUUGGCCCCUUCCAUGCCAUGGAGAACCAGGUGCUGGUGAUUCGUAUCAAGAUUCCAAAUAGUGGCGCAGUGGACUGGACAGUGCACUCCGGACCGCAGUUACUCUUCAGGGAUGUGCUGGAUGUGAUAGGCCAGGUUCUGCCUGAAGCAACAACCACAGCAUUUGAAUAUGAAGAUGAAGAUGGUGACCGAAUUACAGUGAGGAGCGAUGAAGAAAUGAAGGCCAUGCUGUCCUAUUAUUAUUCCACAGUAAUGGAACAGCAAGUAAAUGGACAGUUAAUAGAGCCUCUGCAGAUAUUUCCAAGAGCCUGCAAGCCUCCUGGGGAACGGAACAUACAUGGCCUGAAGGUGAAUACCCGGGCUGGACCCUCUCAACACGGCAGCCCAGCGGUCUCCGACUCACUUCCAAGCAAUAGCUUAAAGAAGUCUUCUGCCGAACUGAAAAAAAUAUUAGCCAAUGGCCAGAUGAAUGAACAAGACAUACGGUAUCGAGACACUCUUGGCCAUGGCAACGGAGGCACAGUCUACAAAGCAUAUCAUGUCCCGAGUGGGAAAAUAUUAGCUGUAAAGGUCAUACUACUAGAUAUUACACUGGAACUUCAGAAGCAAAUUAUGUCUGAAUUGGAAAUUCUUUAUAAGUGUGAUUCAUCAUAUAUCAUAGGGUUUUAUGGUGCAUUUUUCGUAGAAAACAGGAUUUCAAUAUGUACAGAAUUCAUGGAUGGGGGAUCCUUGGAUGUAUAUAGAAAAAUUCCAGAGCAUGUCCUUGGAAGAAUUGCAAUAGCAGUUGUUAAAGGUCUUACCUAUUUGUGGAGUUUAAAGAUUUUACAUAGAGAUGUGAAGCCCUCCAAUAUGCUAGUAAACACAAGAGGACAGGUCAAGCUGUGCGAUUUUGGAGUUAGCACUCAGCUGGUGAAUUCUAUAGCCAAGACGUAUGUUGGAACAAAUGCUUAUAUGGCGCCUGAAAGAAUUUCAGGGGAGCAGUAUGGAAUCCAUUCUGAUGUCUGGAGUUUAGGAAUCUCUUUCAUGGAGCUUGCUCUUGGGAGGUUUCCAUAUCCUCAGAUUCAGAAAAACCAGGGAUCUUUAAUGCCUCUCCAGCUUCUGCAGUGCAUUGUUGAUGAGGAUUCGCCCGUCCUUCCGGUUGGAGAGUUCUCCGAGCCAUUUGUACAUUUCAUCACUCAGUGCAUGCGAAAACAACCAAAAGAAAGACCAGCACCUGAGGACCUGAUGGGCCACCCGUUCAUCAUGCAGUUCAAUGACGGAAACGCCACCGUGGUGUCCAUGUGGGUGUGCAGGGCGCUGGAGGAGAGGCGCAGCCAGCAGGGGCCUCCGUGACGCAGCAGAGGGGUGCUGACAGCCCAGGACUGGUCACCAAGGGGACAACCCACCCACUGCACCCACUUUCUGUUUGCUGUCUGCACCAGAAGAGCUUUGCUGGGCCCGGCUUCCCUGCUCUCACCUUUCACUCUGCUGGCAGAUGGCCUAGCCUAGGGAGCCUUCCGGAGUGGCCAGCCUUUGCCCCCUCUGGUCUGGAGGCACUGACUGGGGGUGGGCAGAGGGAUGGGGGUAUCAAGAACCGGCUUCGGUGCCCCUGCCCCUCUUUUUUCCUCACGUUUUUCUUUGUAAAGGGUCAGGCCCCGUCAGCAUGACUGAUGGGAAUAAAGGUAUUACUGCUUCGUGA